AACAUACCAUUCCACACUUGCAUCGCAUCUCAAGUCUUAUCAUCAUCCUCUCCACGGAUACAAAUACAAUACCAACUACCAAGAGAAAUAAGAAUCAACUCUAGCUUAGAGAUUAACCGAAGAUGGAAACCAGUGUGACAUAUGAGAAUGAUCUCAACCUCAAGGCAACAGAACUUAGAUUGGGUCUGCCAGGAACUGAGGAGGAAAAAUCACUGCCUGCAGCUGUUAGAACCAACAAAAGGCCUUUGAAUGAACCUUCUUCUGAUCAAGACUGUGCUUCAAAGGGAUCUGAUGCAGCCCCUCCUCCCAAGGCAAAGAUAGUGGGGUGGCCACCAAUAAGAUCUUACAGGAAAAACAGCCUUCAGGAGAAUGAAGGUGCAGGUAUUUAUGUGAAAGUGAGCAUGGAUGGAGCACCUUACCUCAGAAAAAUUGACUUGAGGGUUUAUGGAGCCUACACACAACUCCUCAAAGCUCUAGAAAACAUGUUCAAGUUGACCAUAGGUGAAUACUCUGAAAAAGAAGGUUACAAGGGAUCUGAGUAUGCACCUACAUAUGAAGACAAAGACGGUGACUGGAUGUUAGUUGGAGAUGUUCCAUGGGACAUGUUUGUCACUUCUUGCAAAAGGCUAAGAAUCAUGAAAGGGUCUGAGGCAAGGGGUUUGGCUUCUGGUGUAUGAAAAACCACUCAAAUUAACAAGUGUUUUGGGGUGAAGUGAAGGGAAAACAUGCUUUCAGCUUGUGUUCUCGGAUCUAAAGGCUUUUGACUUUUCAAUCACUGUAGUGUAUGCUAGCUGUGUUGGCAUACCUUUAUACUCUCGAGUGAGAGAUGGAAGAUAUGGUGGACUUUCUUCCUCAAGUUUGGCAACAUUUCUGGUUGGUUAUUUUGGCAUCUGUGGUGAGAUGCUAUGCUAUGGUAGCUGUUGUUUCCACUGAUCCUUUUUUAAGUUUCACAUGAGAAAUCUCAGAGAUUUCAAAUGAAACUUUUGUGUAAAAGAGAGAUAGAAAGAAGUGAUAUGUAAUAUUGUUUCAUCUAAGUUUUUUUGGUUUCUUGUUGAUACAAGAAUACAGUGUAAUAUACCAAGUGUUCCUAUGUGCCUGUGUUAUUGAAUGAAAUGAACCCAAAAUUAAGUAUUA
Cajanus cajan (pigeon pea) is the source of this 1134-nucleotide messenger RNA. RefSeq names its product auxin-induced protein 22B. NCBI's taxonomy places the organism in Eukaryota, Viridiplantae, Streptophyta, Magnoliopsida, Fabales, Fabaceae. The record is from RefSeq and is a predicted model, not a curated record. Gene Ontology annotation, biological process: regulation of DNA-templated transcription. Gene Ontology annotation, cellular component: nucleus.